GCUCAGGUUGUGUGUGUGUGUGUGUGUGUGGAGGAAGUAUCUGUGUGUGUUCUUGUGGAUCACUGAACGGGUUUUUAGAUCGAAGUGUUUAAAACGGAAACAGCUCCGUCUUUUUACCGGGAAAUCUUCCGCUCUCACCGGGAAUAACCGGGAUAAGGAUCGGUGCUGACGUUUGAAACUACACCGAGCGAACUGACCGAAACUCGACCGGGACACCUGCUUGUUCCGGGGAACACCUGUCCGCCUGUACCGGGGGGAAUGCGGUCUGAAGUCUUACCUGGUUCGGACAGAAACACCUGGUUUGGGUUAUAAAGGACUGUUAAUGGGAGCAACAACAGCACGAUCGUUAUAGUUUGAUCGUUCGGGGAGGGGACACGAUGUCUGUGAACGAGCUGUACACAAAGUACACGCGGGUGUGGAUCCCGGACGCUGACGAUGUGUGGAAAGCUGCAGAGAUCGUCAAAGACUACAAAGAUGGAGAUCCUGUUCUUCACCUCAAACUGGAGGAUGAGAUGCCUCUGGAGUACGCGGUGGGUCCUAAGUCGAACCCGCUCCCGUUCCUUCGUAAUCCGGACAUCCUGGUGGGAGAGAAUGACCUGACGGCGCUCAGUUACCUGCACGAGCCCGCUGUCCUGCACAACCUCAGGGUUCGAUUCAUCGAGUCCAACCACAUCUACACGUACUGCGGCAUUGUGCUGGUGGCCAUCAACCCGUACGAGCAGCUGCAGAUUUAUGGUGAGGAGGUGAUCGAGGCGUACAGCGGGCAGAACAUGGGUGACAUGGACCCUCACAUCUUCGCUGUGGCUGAGGAGGCGUACAAACAGAUGGCCAGAGACGAGAGGAAUCAGUCGAUCAUCGUUAGCGGAGAAUCCGGAGCAGGAAAGACGGUUUCUGCAAAGUACGCCAUGAGGUUCUUCGCCACGGUGGGAGGCUCAGCGAAUGACGCCAACGUGGAGGAGAAGGUGCUCGCCUCCAGCCCCAUCAUGGAGGCGAUAGGAAACGCUAAAACCACAAGAAACGACAACAGCAGUCGUUUUGGAAAAUACAUCCAGAUUGGAUUCAGCCGACAAUACCACAUCAUUGGCGCCAACAUGAGAACCUACCUGCUGGAGAAGUCUCGAGUCGUGUUUCAGGCGGUGGACGAGAGGAACUAUCACAUCUUCUACCAGCUGUGUGCUUCAGCCAGUUUACCUGAGUUCAAAGACCUGGGCCUCACCAGUGCCGAAGAUUUCACCUUCACAUCUCUGGGCGAGAACAUCUUCAUCGAGGGAGUGAACGAUGCAGAAGACUUCAAAAAGACCAGAGAAGCCUUCACUCUGCUGGGUGUGAAGGAGAGCAGUCAGAUCAGCAUCUUUAAGGUGGUCGCCUCCAUCCUUCAUCUUGGAAAUGUUGAGAUCUGCUCCGAGCGAGAUGGAGAGUCCUGCCACAUCUCAAGGGACGACCCCCAUCUGCAGCACUUCUGCAGGCUGCUGGGGGUGGAGCAGAAGCAGAUGGAGCACUGGCUCUGUCACAGGAAGUUGGCGACCAGCGCUGAGACGUACGUGAAGAAGAUGUCGAGCAAACAGGCGACAAAUGCCUGCAACGCGCUCGCCAAACACAUCUACGCCCGAAUGUUCGACUGGAUCGUGGAACACAUCAACAUGUCGCUGCAGACCUCGUCCAAGCAGCACUCGUUUAUCGGCGUCCUCGACAUCUAUGGGUUUGAGACAUUCGAGGUGAACAGUUUUGAGCAGUUCUGCAUUAACUAUGCUAAUGAGAAGCUCCAGCAGCAGUUUAACUCUCACGUGUUUAAGCUUGAGCAGGAGGAGUACAUGAAGGAGCAGAUCCCCUGGACUCUCAUAGACUUUUAUGAUAAUCAGCCUUGCAUCGACCUGAUUGAGGCUCGACUCGGCAUCCUGGACCUGCUCGACGAAGAGUGUAAAGUGCCGAAGGGGACAGAACAGAACUGGGCCCAGAAGCUCUACAAGCAGCACUCCAGCAGCGCUCACUUCCAGAAACCUCGAAUGUCCAACAUCUCCUUCAUCAUCAUUCACUUCGCUGACAUGGUGGAGUAUCAGUGUGAAGGUUUCCUGGAGAAGAACAGAGACACGGUGUACGAUGAACAGAUCAACAUCCUGAAGGCCAGUCAGUUCCAGCUGGUAGCUGAUCUGUUCCACGAGAAGGAUGAUGCCGCCCCCUCGAAGUCGUCCAGAGUGAACGUCCGAGCGGCGAAGAGCGUCCCCAAGGCGCCCAACAGAGAGCACAGGAAGACGGUGGGACACCAGUUCCGCAGCUCCCUGCACCUCCUCAUGGAGACUCUGAACGCCACCACGCCUCACUACGUCCGCUGCAUCAAACCCAACGACGAAAAAGAGGCCUUCUCGUUCGACUCGAGGCGAGCCGUGCAGCAACUUCGAGCCUGUGGCGUCCUGGAGACCAUCCGGAUCAGUGCAGCCGGGUACCCGUCCAGGUGGACGUACCCAGACUUCUUCAGCAGGUAUCGAGUUCUGCUGAAGAAAUCCGACAUGAUGUUAUCAGACAAGAAGCAGGUGUGUCGAAACCUGCUGGAGACUCUGAUCAAGGAGCCCGACAUGUUCCAGUUUGGAAAGACCAAGAUCUUCUUCCGGGCGGGGCAGGUGGCGUACCUGGAGAAGCUCCGGACCGAUAAGUUCCGCGCGGCUUGCAUCAAGAUCCAGAAGACGGUCCGAGGGUGGCUGCAGAGGGUUCGAUACCGCAAGAUCCGAAAGUCCGCCAUCACCAUACAGAGAUACGGCCGAGGAUACCUGGCCCGCAGGUACGCAGAGUUCCUGCGUCUCAGUCGAGCGGCGCUCAUCUGUCAGAAACAGUACCGCAUGGUGAGAGACAGACGGGCGUUCCUGAGGGUGAGACAGGCCGUGGUGACCAUCCAGGCCUACAGCCGAGGGAUGUACACACGCAGGAUAUUCAAGGAGUUCCUCCUGCACCACAAAGCGAUGAUCAUCCAGCGCAGCGUUCGCGGCUGGUUGGCGAGGAAGAAGUUCCAGCGAGCGCGUAACGCCGCCGUCAUCAUCCAGUGUGCGUUCAGACGAACGCGGGCGAAGAAGCAGCUGCAGCAGCUAAAGAUCGAGGCCCGCUCCGCCCAACAUCUGAAGAACCUCAACUCAGGCAUGGAGAACAAGAUCGUACAGCUGCAGAGGAAGAUGGACGAUCAGUCCAAAGGGUACCGCAAUCAGAACGAGCAGCUAGUGCAACAGAACUCCGGCCUGGGCCUGGAGGUGAACAAGCUGCAGAAACAGCUGGAGCUGAUGAAGAGUCAGCAGGUAGAAGGAGGCCAGCUGCUGUCUCUGCAGGAGGAGCUGGAGAGGCUGAGGGAGGAGCUGAAGGACACCAACGCUGAGCGGAAGAGGAUGGAGGAGGAGCACGGCUCGGAGAAACUCACGCUCCAACAGAGGGUGAAGGAGCUGGAGACAGAAAACGGUCUCCUGAAGAGCGAGAAGGAGGAGCUUAACCAGAGGAUCCUGCAGCACUCACAGAGCUCUGAAGUGGACGGCAGCAAUGCGUCUCAGAGGGAGGCGUCUCUGCAGACCGAGCUGGAUGCGGAGCGUCAGCGUUACCAGAACCUCCUCAAAGAGUUCUCCAGGCUGGAGCAGAGAUACGACAACCUGAAGGAGGAAGAGUCUCUGAGCAAGUUCCAGCCUGGCCACAGGAGGAACCCGUCCAAUCAGAGCAGCCUGGAGUCGGACUCCAACUACACGUCCAUCUCCACCUCGGAGGUGGGAGACACAGAGGACGCCAUCCAGCUGGUGGAGGAGAUGGGCGUGGAGAAGGCAGCGAUGGACAUCAGUCUGUUCAUGAAGCUGCAGAAGAGAGUGAGAGAGCUGGAGACGGAGAGGAAGAGGCUGCAGCUCAGCGUGGACAAGAUGGAGGAGCUCAACAAGCGCAAGAGCUCUGAGUCGAGGAGUCCCACCUCUGAGCAGGAGAAAGCAGACUACGCUUACAACAACCUGAAGAGACAGGAGCUGGAAACCGAGAACAAGAAGCUGAAGAACGACCUGAACGCGCUGAGUAAGGCCGUCGCUGAGCGUGCGUCUCAGAACAACUCGUCCAGUGAGCUGCAGGACAGCUACAACCUGCUGCUCAGUCAGCUCAAAUCAGCCAAUGAGGAGCUGGACGCGCGCAAGGAGGAGGUGCUUAUUCUGAGGACGCAGAUCGUCAGCACGGCGCAGCUGCUGGAGAAGAAUGACCUUAUAGACAGUGAUAACGUUCCCGAGGUGAAUAACAGUAAGGAGCCUGUGGACAAAGAGGAGGCGGUCAAAGCGUAUCAAGGCCUCGUCUCUCAGCAGGACUGGGGCUCUCUGAAUGAAGAUGGAGAGCUGGCUUUGGCUUACCAAGGCCUCAAACAAGUGGCCAGGCUGCUGGAGGCUCAGCUGCAGUCUCAGGCUCGGAAGCACAAAGACGAGCUCGAGGCUCUUCACACUCAGAACGAGCUGCUGAAAGACGACAUCGAGAAGAAGCAGGAGAUCAUCAACUCCUACUCCUCGCUGUCCCCAGAGGCCCAGGUGGAGUACAGCAUUCAGCAGGAGAUCACCAGACUCACCAACGACAACCUGGACCUGAAGGAGCUGGUGGAGAAACUGGAGAAGAACGAGAGGAAGCUGAAGAAACAGCUGAGGAUCUACAUGAAGAAAGUCCAGGAGUUAGAAGCAGCCCAGGCUGCGGCUCAGUCCAGCCGGCCGAGGCCGGAGCUGAGUCGUCAGGUGACGGUCCAGAGAAAGGAGAAGGACUUUGAGGGGAUGUUGGAGUACUACAAAGAGGACGAGGCCCUGCUGCUCAAAACGCUGAUCUCAGACAUCAGGCCCAACACGGUGUCGGCCACAGUUCCCUGUCUUCCUGCUUAUAUCCUCUUUAUGUGUAUCCGUCAUGCCGACUACAUCAACGACGACCAGAAGGUGGAGUCUCUUCUCACCUCCACCAUCAACGCCAUCAAGAAGGUCCUGAAGAAAAACAACGAUGACUUUGAGAUGACGUCCUUCUGGCUGGCCAACACCAGCCGCCUGCUGCACUGUCUGAAGCAGUACAGUGGAGACGAGGCGUUCAUGACGCAGAACACAAGCAAACAGAACGAACACUGUCUGAAGAACUUUGACCUGGCAGAGUACCGACAGGUGCUCAGUGACCUCUCCAUCCAGAUCUACCAGCAGCUCAUCAAGGUGGCCGAGGGCAUCAUCCAGCCCAUGACUGUGUCGGCCAUGUUGGAGAGCGAGAGCAUCCCAAGCCUGGCGGGGGUCAAACCGAUGGGCUACAGAAACCGUUCGUCUAGCAUGGACCUGGAUGCAGGCGGCCCCACCAGCUACACUCUGGAGACUCUCAUCCGACAGCUGGGUCAGUUCCACAGCAUCAUGAGGGACCACGGCCUGGACCCCGAGAUCGUGGGUCAGGUGGUCCGACAGCUCUUCCACUGCAUCAACGCCGUCACGCUCAACAACCUGCUGCUACGCAAAGACGUGUGCUCGUGGAGCGCUGGCAUGCAGCUCAGGUACAACACCAGUCAGAUGGAGGAGUGGCUCAGAGCAAACAACCUUUAUCAGAGUAAAGCUGCGGCCACUCUGGAGCCGAUCAUCCAGGCCGCUCAGCUUCUGCAGGUUAAAAAGAAGACGACUCAGGACGCCGAGGCCAUCUGCUCGCUCUGCACCUCCCUCACCACUCAGCAGAUUGUAAAGAUCUUAAACCUGUACACGCCUCUCAACGAGUUUGAGGAGAGAGUCACCGUGUCCUUCAUCAGGAACAUCCAGAACAACCUACAGGAGAGGAACGACCCUCCUCAGCUCCUGCUGGACACCAAGCAGCAGUUCCCCGUGCUCUUCCCAUACACGCCGUCCGCCCUGAGCCUGGAGACGCUGCACAUCCCCGCCACGCUCAGACUCGACUUUCUUACCAGAGUGUGAUGAACCUGCUCCUCACACACCUGAACCUGCUCCUCAGCUCACCUGAACCUGCUCCUCAAAGACCUGAACCUGCUCCCCAACUCACCUGAACCUGCUCCUCAAAGACCUGAACCU
This is a messenger RNA of Labrus mixtus (cuckoo wrasse), 6017 nucleotides long. RefSeq names its product myosin VB (gene myo5b). The coding region runs from base 378 to 5903 and encodes 1841 amino acids. Gene Ontology annotation, biological process: actin filament organization; vesicle transport along actin filament. Gene Ontology annotation, molecular function: microfilament motor activity; actin filament binding; ATP binding. Lineage: Eukaryota; Metazoa; Chordata; Actinopteri; Labriformes; Labridae. The record is from RefSeq and is a predicted model, not a curated record. The transcript is spliced from 40 exons. Gene Ontology annotation, cellular component: vesicle; cytoplasm; actin cytoskeleton.